Messenger RNA from Brassica napus (rape), 1089 nucleotides. RefSeq lists its product as uncharacterized. The transcript has 3 exons. Bases 1 to 1089 code for a protein of 362 amino acids. NCBI's taxonomy places the organism in Eukaryota, Viridiplantae, Streptophyta, Magnoliopsida, Brassicales, Brassicaceae. The record is from RefSeq and is a predicted model, not a curated record.
AUGUUUAAGGACAAAGCGCAGUUCAAGUUGACGAUGUCGAUCUAUGCACUCGCGGAGGUGUGCAGGUUCAAAUUCAGGCAUUGCAAACGCUUCGUCAUGGCUAUAUGCGUUGAAAAACAGUGUACUUGGAGGGUAUGUGCUAAGCAACUGGGUGAUUCUCCUACGUAUGUUGUAAAGAAGGCAAUUUUGGGACAUCAAUGUACAUCUGAUGUGCGAAGGCUGUACAAAAAACAUGGAACAUCUAGAGUUCUUGCUGCUCUUCUGCACUCAAAAUACGAAGGACUCCACUAUGGACCUCGUGCUAUGGAACUGCCAGAAGUACUUCGAACGGAAUUCAACUAUACAUGCACGUACUGGAAAGCUUGGAAAGUUAAGGAACUAACAAUUGCGUCUGCCCAAGGAACAGAGGAAAUGUCUUACAAGAUGUUACCACAGUACUUGCACGUACUGAAAUUAGCAAAUCCUGGAACAAUCACGGAUAUUAAAACCGAACUUGAUAAAGAAGGAAAAUCGAGGUUCCUGUAUGCAUUCAUGUCACUGAAGGCUUGUAUCGAUGGGUGGCAGCAUUUGCGUAAGGUCCUUGUGGUGGACGGCACCCACAUGUUUGGGAAAUACAAAGGGGUAUUGCUUAGUGCUAGCGGGCAAGACGCAGACUGCCGCAUAUUCCCUAUUGCUUUCGCAGUAGUGGAUAGCGAGAACUCAGAUUCUUGGAAGUGGUUCUUCGAAAGAUGCGCCGCUAUAUUUGCAGCUAAAGAUAGAUGGUAUCCAUCUGCACACCAUGGUAUUUGUCUUGUACACCUUAAGCGUAACGUGGACGAUAAGUACAAAGGACUGCAGCAGAAGCAGAUGAUCUAUGACCUUAUAAAGCUUAUGGAUUGGAGAUGUUGGGAUUACUUGGAGAAAAUCGACAAAAAGUUAUGGACACGUUCACAUUUCGAAGGAAAUAGGUUUAACUUGAUGAGUUCAAAUAUAGCUGAAUCGUUGAAUAAAGCGCUGCUGUCAGCGCGUGAUAGCCCUAUUAAUGGCAUUGCUGGAGUUUAUAAGACGGAUGUUGAGCAGAUGGUUCAAGUGCAGGCGCUGCGAUAUUAG